ACGAAAUAGUGCAGCUAAUCGAUUAAUCGGAAGCGUCGGAGCGGAGUCGUGUCGUUUUCAGACAUAUAUAAACCUGACGGACCCUAUUUGUGAACGGUGCAAUGCUGUCAGAGGUACUGCAAGUACUGAGAGGUGCAGGCAAGGUGACUGCUGCCUUUGCCACAACCCAAGGGGACCACGUGAGACUGGUGGCCUGCAACUCAACCCUGGGUGCAGGUCUCAAAACAGCCCAGGAUGUGGUGCAGGACUGGGCAGGAACCAUGAUGAGGCGAGAGGAGACACUGAAGCCCGAAGAGUUUCCUGACCUUGAGGGAUGGGACCAGCCUGAGCAAGAGGAUGCUGCAAAAUGGGCUGUGGGCUCUGAGCCACCACCAGGAGUCACUAGUGAGGGUGGCACUGCUAUGACAGGAACACCCCGAACAGUUGCUGCUGGCAGUGGCUGGCCUGCGCAGACAUCUCGCUUCCUGCACAUUUCAGCGCCUCGUCGGCACAGCAGGUUCAUUCAUGACUCGGUAGUGGCCAGACUAACUCCAGCGGACAUCAGAAAAGCCAGAGAAGCUAAACAGAGCAUUACCAGACCUGUACGACAGAAGCUGAAUGAACGAUCCAGAGAGCAGAAAGUCCCUGUCACACAGAUAAGUCGGCUUGUGAAUUUUGGGGGCUUGGCUGUUGGGCUUGGUCUUGGUGCCAUUGCUGAGGUAGCCAGACAGUCUUUCAGGGGCAGUCGCUCAGAUGGGCAAGCUGUCUUGGAUUCUCCACUCCUGUCCGAGGCCAACGCUGAACGCAUCGUUAGAACUCUGUGUAAGGUGCGAGGAGCUGCCCUGAAGCUUGGACAGAUGUUGAGCAUUCAGGAUAAUAGCUUCAUCAAUCCACAGCUGCAGAAGAUCUUUGAAAGGGUUCGGCAGAGUGCAGACUUCAUGCCGGUCAGUCAAAUGAAUAAGGUUGUGGAGGAGGAGCUUGGCUCUGGCUGGAAGGAGAAGCUUUCGUCCUUCCAGGACAAACCAUUUGCAGCAGCGUCCAUCGGGCAGGUGCACCACGCGGUCUUACGAGACGGCAGGGAGGUUGCCAUGAAGAUACAGUACCCUGGAGUGGCUGAGAGCAUCAGAAGUGACAUAAACAACCUAAUGUCUGUGCUAAAGAUGAGCGUGGUGUUUCCUGACGGGUUAUUUGCUGACAGCAGCCUAGAAGUCCUUAAGAGGGAGCUUGCCUGGGAGUGUGACUACAGAAGAGAAGCAGAGUGCACUAAGCGCUUCAGGACUUUACUGGAAGGAGAUCCAGUGUUCAGGGUGCCUGAGGCCAUUGAUGAGUUCAGUACCAGUCGUGUGAUCACUAUGGAGCUCGUUAACGGAGUCCCAUUAGACAGCUGUGUGGAUCUGGAUCAGGAUACUAGGAAUAAAAUUUGCUUCAGUAUCUUACAGUUGUGUCUCCGAGAGCUCUUUGAGUUUCGCUUCAUGCAGACAGACCCAAACUGGUCCAACUUCUUCUACAAUGCCGAGGACAAAAAGAUAUUCCUUUUGGAUUUUGGAGCUUGUCGAGAAUACUCCGAGUCCUUCACUGACCACUACAUAGAGGUGGUGCAUGCAGCCUCUAUAGGGGACAGGACCACAGUUCUGCAGAAGUCCAAAGACCUGAAGUUCCUCACAGGAUAUGAAACCAAGGCGUUCGAGGAUGCCCACGUGGAGGCAGUGAUGAUUCUGGGGGAAGCGUUCGCCUCUCCAGAGCCCUUUGACUUUGGGACUCAGAGCACCACCCGUCGCAUCCACAACCUGAUACCAGUGAUGCUCCGGCACCGCCUGGCGCCCCCUCCAGAGGAGACCUACUCUCUGCAUCGCAAGAUGGCUGGCUCCUUCCUCAUCUGCUCCAAACUACGGGCAUGCAUUCCCUGCAGGGACAUGUUCCUCAACAUCUAUAACGCCUACAAACGCCGGAGCCAAGCGCGAGCAGGGCAAAACUGGAGACAAAAGGGCAGUGUUUGACUCUGGGACAGCGAUAGCCAACACUACAUGGUCACUGGUUGUGUGUAGGUAGAUGGACUCAGACACAGUAAAGUCUGGUAACUGUCUUUUGCUGCUGAAUGUCAUGACCAAGGACUUUGACUAUAAAAACAAAACCCUUCUGUGUUUGUUUAACAAACUUCAGCUUUCUCUGUGUGGUUUAAUCCCCAGGCAGUUUAUUUCAAAGAGGUGUGUUUGUGUGUAAUAGUACAUUUUACAUAAAUGAGUACAUAUUAAGAACAAAGAAUAAGGAAUUUUUCUUAUCUGAUAAUGUUUCAAAAUGCACAACUGAAAAAGAAACAAAACACCCAAAUAACAAUCUGGGGUGUUUUACGCCUUCUCCAUCAGUGUUUUGUUUCUUUUUCAGUUGUGCAUUUUGAAACAUUAUCAGGAGAAGGCGUAAAACACCCCAGAUUGUUAUUUGGGUGUUUUGUUUCUUUUUCAGUUGUGCAUUUUGAAACAUUAUCAGAUAAG
Molecule: messenger RNA, 2468 nt
Organism: Electrophorus electricus (electric eel)
Lineage: Eukaryota; Metazoa; Chordata; Actinopteri; Gymnotiformes; Gymnotidae
Gene: coq8b
Product: coenzyme Q8B
Biological process (GO): ubiquinone biosynthetic process
Source: RefSeq, a predicted model, not a curated record